This is a messenger RNA of Priceomyces carsonii, 1389 nucleotides long. RefSeq lists its product as uncharacterized. Gene Ontology annotation, molecular function: protein binding. The transcript has a single exon. The record is from RefSeq and is a predicted model, not a curated record. Bases 1 to 1389 code for a protein of 462 amino acids. NCBI's taxonomy places the organism in Eukaryota, Fungi, Ascomycota, Pichiomycetes, Serinales, Debaryomycetaceae.
AUGGCAUUAAAGAAGGUAGUAUCUCUAAGAGGACAUUCCAAUGCUAUAACUUCCUCUGAAGUAUUUCGAUUGCCUGAUAGUAAGGAGCCCUCUUUAGUUUCUUGCGAUAGUAAAGGAUGGAUAAUAUGGUGGGAUCUAAAUAAGAGGCGUCCGAUGGGCACUUGGAAAGGACAUGACUCGAGCAUAAUAACUGUUAAACAGCUAGACAACAAUUACUUGCUAACCCAUUCAAAAGAUUCUGAGAUCAAGAUUUGGGAUAUACUUAGCUUCACUAAUUUUAGUUCAUCUGUGCCUACACUGAAUUUCAACGAUGUGAAAUACUUUAGCGUGAAAGAUUCUGAUCAAUUGCGGAAGAAGAAGGAAGAGUUAUUAAACAUUUUUCCUGUUCCAAAUAGCGUUUCAAUUCCAGUCAAUGCCUUGAAUUUUUGCAACGUUGACUACUGUAAAAACCUUUUGAUUACUCCUGCUUCACAAGAUUCAAAUCAUUUUGAUAUCUACAAAAUUUUUGAUGGAGCCUCUCCGGACGAAUCUAUUGAGGAUCAGCUCAAUUUGAAGCGAGUCGUGACUAACUUUAGUGGUUGGGAUUUAUAUCAGAAACAAAUAAAACUUCAAGAAGAUAUUGAAGUAGAAAUACCCUCGUCUAGUGAUUUGAAGAGAGACCAGUUUGGAAUUGUGAUGAAGGUUCUAUUUAUCAAGGAGACUGUAUUUUUUGUUGGUUAUGAAUCAGGGCAUGUCCUUGGAUUUAGCUUAGAGGAUGUAAAACCGAUUUCUAUAUCAUCUUCAUCUUCAUCUUCAACUUCAACUGCAAAUACUCAAGGUGACAACCUGGGAUUGUCUUCAAUGUUUCGAAAGCAGCCUGGCCUGAUAGCUACAGAAAGGACCCUCAUCAAUAGAGAAUUUAAGGUUAAUCUCAUUUAUGCGCAUGCGUCCCAUACUCCUGAACCGGUAAUAAGCCUAAGUUAUGAGGAUGGCUUCGUUGUAUCUGGAUCGCUGCGUAAAUCUAUUAUAGUCCAUGAUUAUCGAAACAGAACUCAACAUAAGGUCAAACUCAGGAUGGCUGGUAUCCAAGCUAUAUCGAGCGUCAGGGAUAUUAUUGUUGUUGGCUUUUGGAAUGGUCAAGUAUGUGGGUAUUCGCAUGAUUUUGAAGAGAUAUUUGCUAUUCUGGGUAAUGUACCAGUUGUUGAAACGUUGGAGGAUUCCAAUGCACAAGCUAUUAAAUCCAAAAAUGUCUUGAAGCUAUCUAAUUUAACUACCAUAGACUCAGAUAAAAGUGCCACGGAAUUACCGAAUUCUUAUAGAUCAUUAAUAAAACAACGGAAAAGCAUCACAAGAAAAGACUUGUUGGUCUUAAGCUAUGAAGAUGGAACUAUUUCCAUAUACGAACUCUAA